GUAGAAAGAGCAGAUGGGAAACAUCAUGGGAAGAAAGGCUGUUUUGCUUCUCAUUCUGGGUGUCCUUGUGGCAUAUUAUGUUUACACCCCUCUUCCAGACAAUAUUGAAGAGCCAUGGAGACUAAUUUGGAUGACCACACCUGCAAAAACUGUAACAAAUGUGGAAGUCGCCUACUUGUAUGUUUGACUGACUAAACUAUUCCUGGACUUUUGAAUUACUAAUGUUGGCUGCCGGAUAUGCAAAUAAGACUGCACUAAUCAUGUCCAGCAGCACAGCCCUGGGUCAGAAGCUGCAUCAAGUUGCUGGCAAAGAGUUUCUGCCAAAGGAGCAGUUGCUUCCCACAGAAUGGCAGGGAAUGCAACUUGCAAAAGCUGGCUGGCUGCCAAGGCUGCCCUGGAAAAGUACUAUCUUCCCAUUUUUUAUGGGUCUGAAUUCAUCAUUGGACUCCUUGGGAAUACUGUGGUUGUUUUUGGCUAUCUUUUCUGUCUGAAGAACUGGAAUAGCAGUAAUAUUUAUCUCUUUAACCUCUCCAUCUCUGACUUGGCUUUUUUGUGCACCCUUCCAAUGCUGAUGAGAAGUUACUCAAAUGGAAAAUGGAUGUAUGGAAACGAUCUCUGCAUAAGCAAUCGAUAUGUGCUUCAUGCCAACCUCUACACCAGCAUUCUUUUCCUCAUGUUUAUCAGUAUUGACCGAUACCUGCUCAUAAAGUAUCCUUUCCGGGAACAUCUUCUGCAAAAGAAGGAGUUUGCUAUUUUAAUCUCUUUGGCCAUUUGGGUUUUGGUAACCGUAGAGCUCCUGCCCAUACUUCCCCUUAUAAACCCUGUUGUGACACAUAAUGGCACCAGCUGCAAUGAUUAUGCCAAUUCUGGGGACCCCAGAAACAGCUUCAUUUACAGCAUGUGUCUGACAUUCUUGGGAUUCCUCGUUCCUCUUUUUGUGAUGUGCUUCUUUUAUUUCAAGAUUGCUCUCUUCCUAAAAGAGAGGAACAGGCAGAUUUCCACUGCUCUGCCCCUUGAAAAGCCUCUCAACCUCAUCAUCAUGGCAGUGGUGAUCUUCUCUGUGCUCUUCACUCCCUACCACAUCAUGAGGAAUGUAAGGAUUGCUUCACGCCUGGGGAGCCAUAAGCUGCCUCAGUGUACUGAAGUCGUCAUCAACUCCUUAUACAUCAUGACUCGACCUUGGGCCUUCCUGAACAGUGUCAUCAACCCUGUCUUCUACUUCCUUGUGGGAGAUCACUUCAGGGAAAUGUUGACAAAUAAACUGAAUAAACUGAGGCAGCACUUCAAAUUCAUUACAUCCUUUAGAAGAUGAGCUCAUAGACUAAUGUGUUAAUUCAGGGAAAAGUGAGAUGCUUAUAAAACAGACUGAUUUGCACAUGCAGCUGUCAGCCAAUUAGAGUUUGAUUUAACUCAUAGAUGCAAAUCAGAGAGGAUCACAGAUCUGUCUCUGAUUUGAAGACACGUUGUACUCAGAAUAAGGAAAAAAAGGGGAUGAGAAAUUUUCUUAACAUAAAAAUGGAAGGAAAUUGAACUACCACUGUCUAAUAUUUGGGCAUGUAAGUCCAAAAUCCUAGGUAUAAUAAGACCUUCUCAGUCAGUGUAAAAUAAAAAUAAAAUAGAUAAAGCAGCAAGUUGUGUAUAUUUAAUCAUUGGUCAUCAGGGUUGUUUGGAGCUGUAUGUAUCCCAGAAAAACAGGUUCUUAAUCUUAAUCCAUUCCCGUGGGUGUGGACCCAUUGUAAAUAAGAUCUCUUCAAGGUGUUACUUCAGUUAAAGUGCUGCUCAAA
Messenger RNA from Choloepus didactylus (southern two-toed sloth), 1784 nucleotides. RefSeq names its product succinate receptor 1 (gene SUCNR1). Lineage: Eukaryota; Metazoa; Chordata; Mammalia; Pilosa; Megalonychidae. Gene Ontology annotation, molecular function: G protein-coupled receptor activity. Bases 347 to 1312 code for a protein of 321 amino acids. The transcript is spliced from 3 exons. Gene Ontology annotation, cellular component: plasma membrane. Gene Ontology annotation, biological process: G protein-coupled receptor signaling pathway. The record is from RefSeq and is a predicted model, not a curated record.